This is a messenger RNA of Parnassius mnemosyne (clouded apollo), 843 nucleotides long. Lineage: Eukaryota; Metazoa; Arthropoda; Insecta; Lepidoptera; Papilionidae. The record is from the annotation of a GenBank genome assembly.
AUGAGACGUUGCCGGCGGGAGCGCGCAGUGCGUGAAGUUUUGCAAUGCUUCAAGCAGGCAUUUCUCAGACCGCGAAGGACGUUGAUAAUGUCUGUCGCUGCGGCAUAUAAUAGUCGAAGUGAGGAAUCUUCAGACUGUGAUGUUGGGAUUACGGACGAUGAGAUGGAGGGGCUGCUGACGGAACUCGAUACAGCGAAGAAUCUGUUAAAGUCGACGAUUCAGUGCAAGCGCUGCGGGAAACGGCUGGUGAUAGACAAAAAGCAGGCCACCGUGCAGUACUGUGACUGCAAAGAUGGUCAUCCCGCAGAGAAGUCAAUAGACGGCUGGGUGCCGUUCAUGGAGGCGGAAGAUGUUAUAAUUUGGCGUAAAGAAUACAAGACCGGUCAAGGCCUUUACGCGUACAAAGUGUACGGUCGAUACCCGGAAGUGAACGCGCGCGAUUUCGCCGCAGUACAACUGGACGGUGCGUACCGCCGGGCGUGGGACGCUGCAGUCGCUGCACUAGCCGUGGUGCAGCGUUCCGCGAACGGAGUGCAAGGACAGACCGUUCUACAUUGGGAGGUCUUGUGGCCGAGACUCUUUGCGAACCGAGACUACGUAUACAUCAGACGGCACAAGGAGUUCGACGUCCACAACGAACCCCUCACACGAACCGACAAAGCCAAUGUCGACAGCCCUAAGUUAAACCCCAACGAAAUGACAAGCGUACACGCGAAAGCGAAACGGAAAGCUAUGGAGAACUACGAGAGGGAAAGAGAGGACAGUAGGAGGGAGUUCGUCGACAAUAAAGUGUAUAUAAUAGUGUCGAGGUCUUGCGAGCGUCCAGAUGUCCCGGAGACGUAG